Messenger RNA from Gadus morhua (Atlantic cod), 2231 nucleotides. RefSeq names its product protein jagged-1a-like. Gene Ontology annotation, cellular component: membrane. The record is from RefSeq and is a predicted model, not a curated record. Gene Ontology annotation, biological process: Notch signaling pathway; cell communication; multicellular organism development. Gene Ontology annotation, molecular function: Notch binding; calcium ion binding. Lineage: Eukaryota; Metazoa; Chordata; Actinopteri; Gadiformes; Gadidae.
AUGUUCUUCGGCGGAGGAAAGCAGUUUAUCACCGGCGUCUAUGUCCUGGUCACCCUGUUGGCUCUCUGGGUCAAGGUGGUCUCAGGCGCCGGCCGCUUUGAGCUCCAGGUGGACUCGGUCCAGAACAUCAAGGGGCGGGUCCAGACGGGUGCCUGCUGCGGCGGCGCCGGCCCGGGCGGCGUCUGCGCGGCGUGCGCCACCUUCGCCAGGGUGUGUCUGAAGGAGUUCCAGCAGCGGGUGUCGGCGGGCGGGCCGUGCAGCUACGGGGCCACGGACACCCCGGUGCUGGGCGGGAACAGCUUCACCCUGGGGGGCCAAGGGCCCGGCCCGGACACGGGGAGGGCUGUGGUGGCGUUCAGAUUCGCGUGGCCGCGGUGGUACACCCUGACAGUAGAGGUGUUGAACCUCAGUAACACCAGCGCGGCGGGGGUUCUGAUCGCGAGGGCGGUCCACACGGGGGUUCUGGCGCCGGGCGUGGGCUGGCGGGCCCUGCGCCACGAGGAGCCGGUGGCUCAGCUGCAGUACCGCGUGCGGCUGCUGUGUCUCGAAAACUACCACGGCCCCCGAUGCACACGCUACUGCCGGCCGAGGGACGAUUCAUUUGGACACUACGGGUGCGACGCCCACGGAGACAAGACCUGCCUGGAGGGAUGGGGCGGCCCGGGCUGCACCACUGCCAUUUGCAGGCAGAGUUGCAGUACAGAACAUGGAUACUGCAAAGUACCUGGAGAGUGCAGGUGUCGUUAUGGUUGGCAUGGCGACCUGUGUGACCAGUGCGUCCUGUAUCCCGGGUGCGUGCACGGCUCAUGCACUCUGCCCUGGCAGUGUCUCUGUGACACCAACUAUGGAGGACAGCUCUGUGACAAAGAUCUGAACAGCUGUGGAACGCGCCAACCAUGUCUAAACGGGGGGAGCUGCAGCAACACAGGGCCUGAUAAAUACACCUGCUCCUGUCCUGCUGGGGUCACUGGUACACACUGUGAGACAGGUGAGACACCUAUACAGCAACUCACACACGCAUAUGUACGCAUCCGUUGUCGUUGCACACACAUUUAUCUCUCGAUUUCUCCCCCUCUCUCUCUCUCUCUCCCAGGCAUAGAUGAGUGUCUCUCUCUCCCCUGCCAGCAUGGGGGGGUGUGUAAGGCGGUGGUCUCCGGGUUCCGGUGUGUGUGCCCUCCCCAGUGGACCGGAAAGACCUGCCUCAUUGACGCUGACGAGUGUGAGCAGAACCCUUGUGAAAACGCCCACCCCUGCCGGAACCUGAUUGGAGGAUACUUCUGUACAUGUCUUCCUGGUUGGACGGGACAGAACUGCGACACUAACGUCCAUGCCCCGCCUGCGACGCCACCCCCUGGCCUCCUCCCCGCCAAGGCCAGCGAACGCUCGGUCCCCUUGCUGGUUGCCGUGGCAGUGUUUGCCUUGCCUCUGCUCAUUGUCACGCCGUUACUAUGGUUCUUGUGGCAGAAACAGAAAGCCCACGCCGGCGUCAUCACUCUGCCGUUGCCAACGGCGACCGUGGUCAACAACGUUUUAACCAGCACGGCGAGUGGCACCCGGGAACAUCUCGGACACAUCAAGAACGCCAUCAACACGCCCGCCCACCGUCACCAUGCCAACAACACCAACACAACCAGCCAGACCCAUCUCCCCCCAUCUUCCAACAGAGAGGUGAACGUGGGGCUCAGUGCGCUCUUAGGGCCCAACGAAGCCGCUGGUGCGCAACAUGUGUAGCGGCCCCUAGUGGCGACAUCCUAGUACUGACGAUGGGAAAGUGGUCUGAACGGCAGGGCCGGAUCCUGAUUCCUGAUACCCAGACCCAGUACACGGAGGAUCAGUUGUGUUGCCUGCAGACGGGGGUAUCAGCCGGGUGGCCGUACGUAUAUUGGGAUGGAGUGUUCAUAUGGAGCGUUGCCCAGUAAAACGUGUUAUUACUUUUGGUUAAUGUUGGGUGUUUUCACCUCAUCUUCCUCAGGUGGUCCAUUUUGUUUUGAGCCAAAGCAUUGUCAGUUUUGUAAACUCAAGAAUUGACUCUGACCAUGACAAGGUUAUUUUUCUUAAUAGAAAAUGUUUUGUUAGUUUCUAUGAAAGUUUUGUUGAACUGUUUCCACAAUUGUUUUUUUAUGUAAUGAAGGAGGGGUGGGAGGAGCCUAGUGAUCUCACUGCCCUAGGCCAAUCAGAAGGUGGCAGACAUGUUGCUUGCCACCAAAUUAUUCUGUUCCAACAGAUGAGAA